CGUAGAACAGUCGGAACCGAGUUGUACGUGAACACGCACGGUCUGUCGCGUAGUGUGUUUCAUCAAACUUCGUCAUUCGUGACAAACUAGUUCUAACAUUUAUUGUUUGACAGUUCUCGUGUUUGUGACCGCAAAGUUUUUGGGAUUUAUUCGUGUUUAUGUUUUAUUUCACUAUACUUAUUCUGUGACAUUCGUGGAUACUUUUAUUUGGAUAUUGCGUGGCACCAGAUCUAAAAACCCUUCAGAGAGUUGACAUCAAGCAAGAGUUACUAUCUGAUAUCUUCAAGAACACUGAACACCAUAAUAGUAAACAUGCUAAUGUAUUUGUAACAGAGCCACUCAAUCACUAUAUAGCGGUGGUUCAAUACAAUGGACAAAGUAUCAAACCAAUGACAGACCAGUAUUGAGGCAUGGAUGGCCCGUAGAAUGCGCGUCUGUGUGGCGCUUACAACCUUCAUGAUAUUAUCGUCUGUUGGCACUUUUAUACCUGGAACAGAUGGACCGGUAUCAUUGCAAACCGCGUUAGAAGGCGGGAAUGCCGAACUACCUUGUGACACCAUACCAGAAUCUGUCCACGAUGAGCUGAUGCUGCUUGUGUGGUACAAGGAUGACGUACCUAUAUACAGCUUCGAUGCUCGCAUAAACAUAGAAUGGUCAAGUGCAGUAUUCAACAUCAGCGGCAGAUUGUCAGCAGAUAUAGAAAAACAACCAUCAAAAUUGCUGAUAUCAUCGUUAACAGGAGACGACCAGGCGCUGUACCAUUGUAGAGUGGACUUCUUGUUGGCACCAACAAGAAAUAUUGGUGUCAACUUAACUGUUAUAGUUCUACCGAGUCAGCCAUUUUUCUUAGAUGAAGUUGGAAACAAAGUGGAAAACAAAAUCGGACCAUAUCAUGAAGGAGACACCCUGGUGCUGAGCUGUCUCGUGAUUGGAGGUAGACCUCCACCUCGUAUAAGCUGGUACUCCGGUGAGGAUUUAGUAGAUGCUUCUGACGGGACCAGCGACAUUCCCGGAGUGAGGGAGAACGAAUUAUAUCUACCUCUCACUCGGGAUAAUGCACAGUCACUCUCGUGCAGAGCUAGUAAUAAUCAACUGACCCCGCCUGUGAUAACUACGUUACAAAUAGAAUUAUAUUUACCCGCCUUCAACGUAUCUAUAUACUGGGUGCAUGGCACCCUGGGAGAUGCUCUGCAAGCUGGAAAACCUGCAGUAGCGAAAUGUAUAGCACAUGGAUCUCACCCACAACCUGACGUCCUAUGGUGGUUGGAUCACAAACAUUUGACACAACAUAGCAAUCAGAGCCUUGACAAAACGACCCGCACAGCGAUAUCGUUCUUAGAACUAACGCCAUCUGUUAGCGACAACGGUGCAACACUGGCGUGUAUCGCAACCAACUCGGCAAUGACUCCUGGGAGAGAUUCCAAAGCAGAUGUAGUAGUUUUAAAUGUUACUUAUAGUCCAAUUAUUGAAAUAACAAGGGUCGGGGAUGGAAGACCGGGCGAGGUUGUUGAGCUGGACAGCUUGAAGCUAGAAUGUGAGACUAAAGCUAACCCACCAGUUGUAAACUAUACUUGGUAUUUCAAUAACAUAGAGAUAAUGUCUAAUAGUAUUUGGGGGAGUUCCACGAAUUCACCUACUUUGUACAUAGAAGAGGCUACCAGGAAACAUGCAGGGAAAUACUCCUGCGCAGCUAUCAAUGCGGUUGGCGAAACCAGAACAGAAUUUAUCAAUAUUAUUGUUAACUAUCCCCCCGAAUGCUCGCAAUCUGGAAUAGUUCUAGUAAAAGAAACAUUAAAAUGCAAUAUAAAUGCUCUACCAGCACCAGAUACAUACUUCUGGCACAUCCAGUCAUCAGGUGAAGAUGUACAGCACCUCACAACUGGAUCACCGCUACUGCCUCUCACACAAAUAUCCGGUGGCCUUCUAGAUGUUUUAGAUGCUAGUUGUGAAGCGGGCAAUGGAAUUGCUUCUCAAGACAAACCCUGCAGGAAAUUAUUUAGCUUGGAACAGCUCAGGCCUCCUCAACCACAGCAGUGCGAUUUAGCUUACGAGUAUGAGGAAUUCCAAAUGAGAUGUGUUCCAGUGGAAAACGCAACACACUACGAAGUAUCUGUAUGGCGAAUGUCGACAUCAAACUCCUCUCUAGUAUUAGAAAGAAGAAGGUCAAUGGGGUUUGGUGUAACCCAAGCCCUGGCUCAAGGUGGCGGGAUACCCUGGCUUGUGAGGGGCCCUCUUGGAACCUUGAAGAUAGGAGAUGAAGCUGGUGCAUCCGCUUGCAAUAGAUAUGGAUGUUCGAGAGCUCUUCUGCUGAGGCCGACGGAGAAUCUCUUACAUGCUGCUGCAGGGCCCUGGUGGAAAUUUUUAUUGGAAAAAGAUGUGGGCAUCUCGGUUGGAGCUACUGUCCUCGUGGUAGCUUUCUUGGCAUCAACAGCAUUCCUCGUUCGACUCAUCCGAAGAUCUAGAAGUAAACCUCCAGUACCUGUGAUCCAGGUCCUUCAACUUGACGAUGUAGCAAGGGACUACUUGGACACAAUCGGAGAGCAUAAGGUCCGGGCUUCUUGCAGCUUGAGAUCUUGCAGCAGCGGUUACUCAGACGGAUCUACAGAAACGGCACCCACUGUUGAUCGAAGAAGGAAGCCUCGCACCCUUUGGGGAUGGGACCAGCCACCGCCUGACGUCACACUAACUUUACACAGAGAAAGUGCUGUUUGAUACUAGUGAUCUCCGUCAUUAUCUGACGAGCCAGGGUCUCAGCAAUAAAUGACCACCCUCUCACAAUACCAAAGUGCGUUUGUAACAGCAUCAGGAUUGAGGUGUAGAAAACCCUAUUAUUAAAUUAUAUUGUGAUCAUGUCAUCGAAAAGACAAACUUACAAAAUUUCGACGAAUUAUGAAAUGCCUAUGUAAACAAAUAAAAUUUUGUUUGAAAACAAAAUUUAUGAAUGAUGCGGAACUCGACCCUCCUUCCUUCUUCUAAACCAACCGUUCGAGUGACGUAUCGUUGAUAAAUCUUGUGUAUUAUUCAACUCUCAUGUUGUGGCUUCAUCUACAGGAUCUACUUUACAGUUGAUAACCUGCUCAACCCCAAUAUUUGCAUAUUAGGAAAUUGACUUGAGAUGUCGCUCUUCCCUGUUGUGCUUGUUCCUAUAUAAAGUUUUAUAGGAAUUGGUUCAGCAGAGCUACUCAAAAACUCUGUUCAAAUAUUUAAAACGAGCAAGAUAUGAGUGAAGCUUGAAAAAAUUCAAGACAGUUGUGAUUUUAAUUAGGGCCUAGUCUCUAACCAUUUACUUAAUUGCUUAAGUUUUAUGUACUGUCGUAAAUAUCUCUGAAAGAUUGUAAAUACUCUGUCUAAGUCUAGUAAGUUAUUAAUUUUUGUGUAACUUUAAGUAUAUUAUUGUAUUUGCGGAAGUUAUUUUAUCUUGACAUAAAUAACAUUACUUCUAUAAUACAACAUCUUAUAUUACAUAUGAAAGAUAUCUUUUAUUUUAAAUUCAGACGAAUAUAAUUAUUGAUUAUAUUUAACAAUGCAUAAGAAAAAAAAUGUAAAUAAUAUUAUGUUCAAAAGUUAAUUAUAGAAAUUAUAUGAGAAAUGAAAAGUUCAU
Molecule: messenger RNA, 3601 nt
Organism: Leptidea sinapis
Lineage: Eukaryota; Metazoa; Arthropoda; Insecta; Lepidoptera; Pieridae
Product: hemicentin-1-like
Exons: 15
Coding region: 415-2712 (765 amino acids)
Source: RefSeq, a predicted model, not a curated record